Molecule: messenger RNA, 534 nt
Organism: Phytophthora nicotianae INRA-310
Lineage: Eukaryota; Oomycota; Peronosporomycetes; Peronosporales; Peronosporaceae
Exons: 1
Coding region: 1-534 (177 amino acids)
Molecular function (GO): acyltransferase activity, transferring groups other than amino-acyl groups
Source: RefSeq, a predicted model, not a curated record
AUGGACGCUGUCAUGACAAACAUCGACGUCAUGAUCCUGUACAUCUACAAGCCCACGCAGAACCACAGCUACGAUUUGGAAAUAUUGAAGGCAUCUUUCAUCGAGACAUUGAACCAAGACUAUCCGAUCCUGAACGGCGAGCUUCACAUCGAUUCUGAACGGUGCGGCAUGCUUUACGUCAAGCUAGACCCAAACAAGAUCGCCACAACAGCCCUUUUCGUGACGGACCUCUCGUGUACUCAAACCACUGACCAAGCACUCGAGUCACUCUCGUACGACUUCAUGCCACCUGCACGGGAGGGUCGACACCAACUCAUUACAACCAAAGCGUCCGUACUCUCGGACGGUGGACUAGUCAUUGGUCUCGACUUCGCUCACGGAGUGCUCGACGGGGAGGCUGCGUUCACUUUCGUCAAGGUGUGGGCACGGCGCUAUCGACGCCUAACCGGUACUCCGCCGAACGAGUUAGGAGACCCGAUCAAGCUGAAUCACGACCGACGCUUGCUCUCUGGCACUGUAGCAGAGAAGACAUAG